AUGUCAGACUACGAAGCUUUACUAUCCUUUAACAAGAGGGCUGUGUCCCACGAAAUGAUUCAAUUCCUAGCAUCAACGACAGCUUCAAUCAUUCAAGUGAAACCACACAGUGAACCAAAAACAAACACAGCUCACAUAAUACCUACAUUGUCAAAUUUUAUCAAGGCUUUAAUUAAGCAUUCUAAUGUACAAACUCCAACACUCAUGGCUACUACAGUGUACCUUUCCAAAUUAAAAUCAAUAAUACCUUGUAAUGUGUACGGUAUCGAAACUACAAGACACAGAAUAUUUUUAGGUUGUCUGAUUCUUGCAGCUAAGACUCUAAAUGACUCCUCUCCCAUGAAUAAACAUUGGGCCCAAUAUACUGAUGGAUUACUACAGAUACGAGAAGUGAACACUAUCGAACGUGAACUAUUGGAAUAUUUUGACUGGGAUGUUACUAUAAAGACCAAGGAUUUAAUUAUAUGCCUAUCUCCAUUAUUACAACCAAUCAUAGAACAAAGCCUAAGAAAGAACCAAAUGGAUUUACUAUUGUUCAAUGCUCCAACACCGGGCAAGGUCAGAAACUACAUCGAUUCAAGCAGUCCAAAUUCUCAUUCUCGCUCUUCUUCAAAUAUGUCGCUACCAUCAUUGGUUUCGUCCGCCACUUUAUCUACUGUAGAAUCAACAAGAUCCCGUUUGUCCAACCUCUGUGGUAAUACUCAUAUAAAUACAAUUUCAGAACAAGAAGAAUAUAGCCCUGUUCCACGCAAGACAUCAGCCGCCUACCGUGGAAAUCCUUACAAUUCUCCAUUAAGUGACACUGAAAAUAAAGCCCAAGUCCCAACUAAAUUGAGGAAGAAUUCAAAGGGAUAUCCCACCAUUUUAAAGAGUGGGUUGGAUAAACCAAUCAAUCAAUCUGAUACUAAAAGAUCAGCUUGGGUUUCGUUUUUUAAAUAA
Naumovozyma castellii is the source of this 939-nucleotide messenger RNA. RefSeq names its product cyclin family protein. NCBI's taxonomy places the organism in Eukaryota, Fungi, Ascomycota, Saccharomycetes, Saccharomycetales, Saccharomycetaceae. The record is from RefSeq and is a predicted model, not a curated record. The transcript has a single exon. Bases 1 to 939 code for a protein of 312 amino acids.